Molecule: messenger RNA, 3880 nt
Organism: Phyllostomus discolor (pale spear-nosed bat)
Lineage: Eukaryota; Metazoa; Chordata; Mammalia; Chiroptera; Phyllostomidae
Gene: HDX
Product: highly divergent homeobox
Exons: 10
Coding region: 150-2228 (692 amino acids)
Biological process (GO): regulation of transcription by RNA polymerase II
Molecular function (GO): DNA-binding transcription factor activity, RNA polymerase II-specific; RNA polymerase II cis-regulatory region sequence-specific DNA binding
Source: RefSeq, a predicted model, not a curated record
AUCAUGAUGAGAAUUGAUGAUCGGACACGCUGAUUUCAUUGUCUGAGGAGGCAGUGGAGACCCAGGAAAAAUCUUGCUGAAUUCUCCGGGCCCAACAGUGGCUUGAUCUGGGAUCCUCUGAUCCCUCCCGUGACCUCACCACACCCGAGAUGAAUCUACGUUCUGUAUUUACUGUAGAGCAACAAAGGAUUUUGCAGCGUUAUUAUGAAAAUGGAAUGACAAAUCAAAGUAAAAAUUGCUUUCAGCUCAUAUUACAGUGUGCACAGGAGACUAAGCUGGACUUCAGUGUAGUCAGGACGUGGGUUGGCAAUAAGAGAAGAAAAAUGAGCAGUAAAAGUUCUGAAUCAGGAGCAGCAACAACAGGAACUGUUUCCAGUACCCCAUUGGCAGCUCCAGAUAUUACAGUAAGAAAUGUGGUUAAUAUUGCUCGACCCUCAAGCCAACAGUCUUCUUGGUCAUCUGCCAAUAAUGAUGUCAUUGUAACUGGAAUAUACAGUCCAGCCGGUUCGUUAAGUAAGCAAGGGACAACCAAACAUACAAAUACACAAAUUACAGAAGCACAAAAAAUCCCCAUCCAGAAAACAGCCAGUAAAAAUGAUGCUGAGUUUCAGCUGCACAUUCCUGUUCAAAGACAAGUAGCACACUGUAAAAAUGCCUCUCUGCUCUUAGGUGAAAAAACAAUUAUUUUGUCAAGACAGACAAGUGUUCUAAAUGCUGGAAAUUCAGUAUACACCAAGAAAAACUAUGGAAGCUCUUCAGUGCAAGGCCCUGAGAUUACGGUACCUCAAAAGCCAUCUGUGUGCCACCGACCUUGCAAAAUUGAACCAGCUGGAAUUCAAAGGCCAUAUAAGCCUGAACACACAGGUCUAGCAUCACAUAAUUUAAGCGGGCAAAAGCCACCUGUUAGAGAUCCUUACUGUAGAACGCAAAACUUGGAAAUCCGUGAAGUAUUUUCUUUGGCAGUCAGUGAUUACCCCCAGAGAAUUCUGGGAGGAAAUACCCCACAGAAGUCUGGUUCAGCAGAGGGAACUUGUUUUUCCAUUGCAAUGGAGACUGGAGAUGCUGAUGAUGAGUAUGCCAGAGAGGAAGAGUUGGCAUUGAUGGGAGCACAGGUACCAGGCUACUCAAGAUUUUAUGAAAGUUGCAGUUCCCUUCGAGGUGAGAACCAAAGUACAGCUUUGCCAGGACCAGGAAGAAACAUGCCAAAUUCACAAAUGAUGAAUAUUAGAGACUUCUCAGACAAUGUACUGUAUCAAAACAGAGACUACCAUUUGAUACCACGGACCUCAUUACAUACAGCAUCUACUACGAUUUACAGUAAUACAAAUCCAUCACGGAGUAAUUUUUCUUCACAUUUUGCAUCAUCAAACCAAUUGAGGUUAUCACAAAACCAAAAUAAUUAUCAGAUUUCAGGAAACCUUACUGUGCCUUGGAUUACAGGGUGUUCUAGAAAAAGAGCACUACAAGACCGCACUCAAUUCAGUGACAGAGACUUAGCCACCCUUAAGAAAUACUGGGACAACGGCAUGACCAGCCUUGGCUCAAUCUGUAGAGAGAAAAUUGAAGCAGUUGCAACUGAAUUAAAUGUUGACUGUGAAAUAGUUCGGACUUGGAUUGGGAAUCGAAGGAGGAAAUAUCGUUUAAUGGGGAUUGAAGUUCCACCUCCAAGAGGAGGUCCUGCUGACUUUUCUGAGCAGCCAGAGUCUGGUUCUUUGUCUGCACUCACAACAGGAGAGGAAGCUGGCCCUGAAGUAGAAGAGGAUAAUGACAGAAAUGAUGAAAUAUCCAUCUGCUUGUCUGAAGGAAGCUCUCAAGAAGAAUCCAGUGAAGUUGUUCCUAGUGAAAGAAGGGCUGGUAAGGAGGAGGACCACCAUGCAGUAUCUGAAGAUAAUGUGAAAAUAGAAAUUAUUGAUGAUGAAGAAAGUGACAUGAUGAGUAAUUCUGAAGUAGAGCAAGUGAAUUCUUUCUUGGAUUAUAAGAAUAAAGAAGUCAGAUUCAUUGAACAUGAGCUAGAGAUUCAAAAGCAAAAGUACUUUAAACUUCAGACAUUUGUUAGAAGCUUGAUACUAGCUAUGAAAGCUGAGGAUAAAGAACAACAACAGGCACUGCUGUCAGAUUUACCUCCUGAAUUAGAAGAGAUGGAUUUCAAUCAUGCCUCACCGGAGCCUGAUGAUACCUCAUUCAGUGUGUCUUCUUUAUCAGAGAAAAAUGCCUCAGACAGUGUGUGAUUUGGUGGGGCAGGUGUAUGAUACAGCCGUUAGGCUGCCUAAUAGGUGUGCUUUCCAAGAUAACUGCAUUCUGUUUCCCUGAUAUUCUUCAGUUGCAAAAAUAUAUUAUUGAAACCAUCGUAUUAUGAAGAAUAGGUAAGAUAUAAUGGCUACAGUUCAAAAAAUGUGUGAAAUUUAAAUAUUGAAGUUUUUGAAGUUUUCUCAAACUGAUAAAAAUCUGAACAAAUAACUUUAAUUCGGAGCAAAUUAACUAUGAAAUGCAUAAUGUCUCAUUUUUUGAAUUUUUUGUUUAGUUUUAUAGAAGAAUCUUAGUUUUAAUAAUAGUUUUGGACAGAGACACAAAAGUUUUUCAACAUUGCUUAUCAAGUUGCUUACUGAAGCUUGGUUAUUGUUUUUGUCGCCAUCAUAUCUUCUUUCUUUCCCUUUUUUUCCUAACAUACACUUUUACUCAGGAAAGUGGACUGAAAAUUGAAACAAAACUUUGAAAGUGAUUUAACCUGGAAGAGUCUUCAGAUUUAUUUUUCAAACUACGAGAAUUUGACUGAAGCUAAUGAUUGAAAAUGGAAGUGAUUACUAGUAUAUAAUUGUAAAUUAUUGGUAGUCUUCAUUAACUAACCCAAAUAUUUGGGGGGAGGGGGGAAAGCACUAUGGAAAAACAAUUCACCAACUUGAAGUUAAAUAAAUUAAGUGUACAGAAACAAAAUGUCAAAAAGAUUAGUCUUAAUGGGAAUUCUUCAUUGCUGCAAAUGACAAAUAUUGAUAAGAUUCACAUUCUACUAGUAAAAUUGUGUAACUGAGUUAGAUGAAAUGUUGCACAAAUAUUAGAAGUUUAUCACCAUCUUCAUAAUGUUUUUUUUUUUUUUUUUACUUUUUACAUUUCAUGAAACAACCAGUCAAGGUAAUCCACUAAGAUUUUUUUUUUUUAAUCUAGUCAUUCAGCUUUGCCACAGGUUUUACUUCAUUUCCAUGUGAGGCUUGUACAGAGUCAUCAGCCAAGGAUAAUAUCCAAAAAGAGUUAUACAACUUUGGUGGUAAAUCACAGUCCUCUGGAUUUCCUGGUUACUAUUGUAUGGGCAUGCUACCCAGUCAUUCUAUUAGCAGGUACCAGGUGGCAACACAAUGUAGACAAUUCUUUGCAGACUUUCCCUUCCCAGUACUAGAUGGCAUUACCAGGGCCCAUAAAAAGGAAAAUGCCAGUUUCUCCCUGACAAUACAGUAUCAUAUAUUUUGGGGUUGGGAGUGUGGAAUCAUGUUGUGCAGUUAAAUUACUAUCUAUAUAUUUAAAAAGUUAAUGAAGUAUAUUUUCCAUACAAGUUGUAAAAAACAACUGUAAACCUACCUUUGUCCCACCCUGUAUUGUAAUAACUAUAUAUGGUGUCAGGUGGGUACGAGAAUUAUCAGGAGUAUCACUUCUUAAGUUAUACUUGUCUAACUUAUGUUGUACACCUGAAACUAUUAUAAAGUAAUAUUGAAUGUUAACUGUAAUUGAAACAUAAAAAAAAAAAUAAAGAAAAAAUUCAACAAUGUAAAAAAAAAGUUAAUGAAGUAGCUUAGAUUGCUCUUUUGGCCAUCAAGUUUCUAUGUCAGAUAUUUUUGUAAUUUUUUAAAAGAUUUAUUUAUUUUUAGAUGCAGGGGAACAGAGGGAGAAAGAG